UUGCCGCCAAAGGGUCGGCCCACCCCCCCUCUCCCGCGGGCGGGGAUGAGCGCGGCGAAGCCCCCGGCGGCGGGGACCGCCUCCCUGGCGGCCGAGGCGGCCGACGACGCCACCACGCGCGUCCCCUCUGGGGAGAGCGGCGCCAGCGAUGGCAACGAGUCCGUGGACGAGGACACUUGGGUGGAGUCCAGCAUGCAGGACGUCAAGAUUGCCAUCAUCGGGAACGUCGACAGCGGCAAGUCGACCCUGGUCGGCGUCCUCACGAAGGGGCAGCUGGACGACGGGCGCGGGCGCGCGCGCAGCAGGGUCUUCAACUUCUCGCACGAGGCAGCGAACGGUCGCACCAGCAGCGUUGCGCAG
Molecule: messenger RNA, 360 nt
Organism: Prorocentrum cordatum
Lineage: Eukaryota; Dinophyceae; Prorocentrales; Prorocentraceae
Source: the annotation of a GenBank genome assembly